CAAUGUUCCAGGCUGUGAGGGCCCUCAUGAUUGUGGGCAUCGUCCUGGGCAUCCUUGGCCUCCUGGUGUGUGUUUUUGCUAUGAAGUGUGUGCGAAUUGGCAGUAUGGAGGACUCAGCCAAAGCUAACAUGACUCUGACCUCUGGCAUCAUGUUUAUUGUGGCAGGCUUGUGUGCCAUCACUGGAGUGUCUGUGUUUGCCAACAUGUUGGUCACAAACUUCUGGAUGUCAACCAACAGCAUGUACCAGGGAAUGCAGAACGUCCAGACUAGGUACACCUUUGGCUCAGCUCUGUUUGUUGGCUGGGUGGCAGGAGGCCUGGCCCUGGUAGGAGGCAUCUUGAUGUGCAUUGCUUGCAGAGGGCUCAUUCCAGAGGAAUCCAGGUACAAAGCUGUGUCCUACAAUGCCUCAGGACGGAAUAUCUCCUACAGGACUGGGCCCUACAAGGGUGGCUCAGGCUAUGAGCAUGAAGCAAAGCCCAGGAAGGCAGCAGGAUAUGAAGAAGCUCCUCGAAGUGAGGAUGGAAGACGCUCUUACCCUUCGAAAUAUGACUAUGUCUAG
This is a messenger RNA of Acanthisitta chloris (rifleman), 560 nucleotides long. It is a transcript of the gene CLDN18, whose product is annotated as claudin 18. The record is from RefSeq and is a predicted model, not a curated record. Lineage: Eukaryota; Metazoa; Chordata; Aves; Passeriformes; Acanthisittidae. The annotation marks the transcript as partial. Gene Ontology annotation, biological process: cell adhesion; bicellular tight junction assembly. The transcript has 4 exons. Gene Ontology annotation, molecular function: structural molecule activity. Gene Ontology annotation, cellular component: bicellular tight junction; plasma membrane.